AUGGCAACGUCUUAUGCAAACCCUGAUUCUCAACAAAAUGAAUACAAUGCAGCUGAUGUCCAUAUCGAUGAUCAUCAUGAAUUGAUUCAACAGAUUGAUACAGAAAUCAAAGAUCUUACUAAACAGCAACAACUCGAUAAAGAAAAAGAAAACAAAUUGCAGAGAUAUAUUAAUGAAUUGAAACAACAAACCCAACAAUGCGAAAAUGAAAUAAAAAAGUUUGAGGAAGAAGUAAAACGUAUGACUGCUGAAAUAGAACGACUGGAACAAGAAUUAGAUGCUAUAAAAGAUGAACAGCAGCGUUUACAAAAUGAAAUUCAACUGAAAGAGCAAGAACGAGAUCGUUUAGAACAAAAAUUUCGAAUAGAAAAACAACGUCUCGAGCAAUUGCAAGAUCAACUUCAAAAAUUAGAAGACGCAAAGCAAGUACUCGAAGAACAACGUGAACGUUUGGAAGAAUUACGUCAACAAAUAGAACGAGAACUAGAAGAGGUCAAUCGCCAAGUACAACAAAUAGAACAUCAAAUACAAGAACUGCAAGCUCGUAUUGAACGCUUGCAAGAAGAAAUCCGACAAUUACAGCUUGAAAUUCAACGUAUCGAAAGACAAAUGCAAGAUUUAGAAAUUGAAUUGGCAAGAAUAGAGCAAAAACUCGAAGAAACCGAAAGAAAACUUCAAGAAUGUCAACAAAAUAUGGAUGAAAUUAAUGAAAAAAUUAAUCAAAUCGAAGAUAUGAUUAAAAGGAUUGAACAAGCCAUAGAGAUGAAACGUAAUAGAAAACAAGAAUUGGCGACAUACAAACUCGACUUACAACAGAAACUAGUGGAAGCUAUAUCCAAGAUGGUUCAAAUCCAAAUACAAGUCGCAUUACUACAACAGCAAAUUACCCAAGGAAAAGAACAAAUUAAUCAACUCAAACGCACUUUAGAAACUUUAAAACACACUGUUCAAAAACUUGAAAAUCAAAUGAGAUCAUUGGAAAAAGAAUUUAAAAUUUUAGAGUAA
Messenger RNA from Rotaria socialis, 1005 nucleotides. The record is from the annotation of a GenBank genome assembly. NCBI's taxonomy places the organism in Eukaryota, Metazoa, Rotifera, Eurotatoria, Philodinida, Philodinidae.